Exserohilum turcica Et28A is the source of this 1689-nucleotide messenger RNA. RefSeq lists its product as uncharacterized. Gene Ontology annotation, molecular function: catalytic activity. Lineage: Eukaryota; Fungi; Ascomycota; Dothideomycetes; Pleosporales; Pleosporaceae. The record is from RefSeq and is a predicted model, not a curated record. The coding region runs from base 113 to 1576 and encodes 487 amino acids. The transcript has 3 exons.
GUGUUGGCGUUGGUGCACCAUCUCGGAAAAGAAAAGAGAAGCCUCGGAGAUAAGCACGAGCAGAGCAACCACCACUACCGCCACCACCACCCCUCAUUUUCUAUCCCCAACCAUGUCUGGGAAGCUGGGCAAUCUGGCAUGGAGCGGGUUCAAGCUGGGGUUCGGGCUGUUCAGUCUUGCCGGCGUGUGGACAUCGGCUGUUGUGCAUAACGGGGCGCUGUGGGCUCGAGACAGCGAGGAGGAAAAACGCGAAUUGGCGGCUGCUCAAGACCGCUUUUGGAGUCUGGAUCGCGAGCCGCUGCCGGGGUUCAGACAUGCGUUUUUUGAAACGAGUGCCGGAUGCAGAAUACACUAUGUUGUGCGUGAGGGGGCGGCGGCAGAGGCUGGCAAAGAGAAGAAUGUGGCUGUUUUCAUACAUGGUUUCCCCGAUUCCUAUAUGAUCUGGAAACAUCUUCUUCAAUCUCCCUCGCUGCAACAAGACACCAUUCUCGUUGCCGUUGAUCUCCCUGGCUACGGAGGCUCAGACAGCCUGCCCAGCUACGGGGCCAACGAAAUGCUCGAAGCACUGAGCGAAUUCAUGAUUGCCAUCCGGCAACAGUACCUCCACGACGGCAAGAAAACCGUAGCCGUAACCCACGACUGGGGCGCCAUCAUCGGCGCGCGCCUCGCUUCCGAAGCUCACGUCCUAGCAGACCACUGGAUCAUCACCGGCGGCGUGAUCCCCAGCCUGCAACGCUCCAACGCCGAGCACAGGAUCCAACUCGCAAAGCAAAUGCUGCACACAUGGGUCUCGUCGCCCAUGAAUACACGGCUCCUCAAGAACGGACUCAACGCCCUAAAACCCAUCCGCGACCAAUUCCGCCGCUCCUUCUACAUCUUCGUCUUCCAUCUCCCCUGGCCCCUCAACAACACCCUUGCCACCUUUGGCAACUACUGGUUCCUGCGCCUCCUCCAUAGCCUAGGCAAAGGGGCCUCAACCCCUUCUUCUCCUUCUUCUCAAUCCAAACAAGCAAACACAUCCCUGGACGCCGUCGAAGCCGCCGAAGCAAUGGCCAUUACCACGGGUCCCGCUCUCGAACAACUUUCUUCAAAAACAACGCUCGACGCAGUUUCCUACGGCGCCUCGCUGCGCGCCCGCCUCACAGACCGCGGCAUGCACGAGAAAACACGUAUUUACCGCGAAAACUUCAUCUUUGGCAAGUGGGAUAAAUCUCUCGAAACAACCGCUGCCCUGUACAAUAUCGCGUCGUCUGCUUCGUCCAUGCGCUCCUCGUCGUCUGCGGGCACCCUCGCGAGCUCAGCGCUGCAGGGUGCGUUGAAAGCGCCUGCGACGCUCAUGAUGGGCCAGUAUGAACCUGCGUUUGAUCAGCGGCUUUCGCUGGAUAAUGCGCGUGAGUAUCUGGUUAGGGGGAGUCAGGUGGUUGUUGUGAAGGGGGCGGGACAUUGGCUACAGCUUGAACAUACCGGCCGCCGCAUUCUGGAAAAGACGCUGCAGUGGGCGCUGCGCAGCGAUGCAGCAAGUGCUGCUACACCCUUUGAUACCAUGAGCGACGUCCGUGUCGUCGAGGCUGUGUAGAUGGACGGCGGUGGUAUGCAGGAGAUGAAGUCCAGUAACGAGGUAUUUUGAGGAACGAAGUAUUUACUUGGACAGCAGUAGAAGAAGAAGAAGAAGAAGAAGAAGAAGAAAAC